AUGGUCCGCUCGUUGAACAAGGAGCCUACCCUUACCCGAAAGGUGAAGAUCUACGCCAAGACUUUGCUCACAUUUCUCGCGCUUGUGCUCUUCUGGUAUGCAAUCUAUGAGAUCCUGGGAUACAUGGUUGUUGGCAAUGUUACAGCCUUUGUUGCAAAGAUAUCAACCCAAACCAAUCACACGAUUAGCCAAGGGAACCAGACCUCAGUUGAUACCCAAACCGCCAAGCAUCUUGAAGGAUGGAUCACACUGGCAGUGGGUCAAAGUUACUUCUGGUUUGCAGUCUUUCUCCUCGUUGCCAGCCAGGAAAUAAGGUUCUGCUCCCUCUCGAGGCCAGUCGAUGAUAAGGCGGACUUGGGUGAGGGGGCGAAUGAGGGUCUUGAGGGAGAGGCAGAGCAGGCGGCCGGGGCAGUGGAAGGAGAGGAGAGAUGCUUUUCGACGGCCAAGAAAGGUUGGCAGACACCAGCGUCAUACAUCCUCAGAUGGAACUGGAACUGCAUGCUGGGGGUCAUGGCAUGGAUGGGGUUGGACUUCACGUGCGAUUCUGUCCAUAUCAUCAUUCAGAGCCUCAACGGAUUCUUUCCGAGGUUAGCGAUCAAUCUCGCGUUUCUCCUCGUGGCCAACAUUAUCUUCAUUUCGUUGAACCAGAUCAACGGGACGGUGAGAUCGCGAGGAGGGGGUCUGUACAAGAAGGCGAGGAAGGGAAAGCACUAUUUCCGGCUGAACGGGGCCCGCGAUUCAAAGCGCGGAGGCUAUGCACAUGCUUCAGAUAAGGCAGCUGAGAAGCUUCUGAAACAUCCGGCACGGCGUCAAGAUUUCUUUCAAAAGUUGCCAGGAAGAACUGGACCCUUGAUGCCUCCCUUUCACAGGUUUCACCCCGCAACCUCAUCGAAGCAGAGUGCUUCAGGUGAAGAAAUCGUUUAG
Guillardia theta CCMP2712 is the source of this 924-nucleotide messenger RNA. RefSeq lists its product as hypothetical. Lineage: Eukaryota; Cryptophyceae; Pyrenomonadales; Geminigeraceae. Bases 1 to 924 code for a protein of 307 amino acids. The record is from RefSeq and is a predicted model, not a curated record. The transcript has a single exon.